Silurus meridionalis is the source of this 2953-nucleotide messenger RNA. It is a transcript of the gene sh3bp1, whose product is annotated as SH3-domain binding protein 1. Gene Ontology annotation, cellular component: cytoplasm; cytosol; intracellular anatomical structure. Gene Ontology annotation, biological process: signal transduction; regulation of actin cytoskeleton organization; positive regulation of GTPase activity. The record is from RefSeq and is a predicted model, not a curated record. The transcript has 18 exons. Bases 171 to 2291 code for a protein of 706 amino acids. Gene Ontology annotation, molecular function: protein binding; GTPase activator activity. NCBI's taxonomy places the organism in Eukaryota, Metazoa, Chordata, Actinopteri, Siluriformes, Siluridae.
GCGUGUGCAUUUGAGAGUUUGGUCAAGAGCGUCAAGUAGGGAACUUAACACAUAUUGUUUUCCAUUUCACAUAAAUCACAUGGACAUAUCAGCCUUCAAAUGAAAUUGAUUUUGACCUGAGAAUAAGAAAAAGAACAAGGUGGUUGGAAGAACAGCAAACCAUCAUAACCAUGCUAAAGCAAUUUAGCCUCUUAAAGCAGUUUGGAAAUGUGGGGAAGGCACAAGAUGCAACUGACCUUCUCACUGAGGAUCUGGUUUUGGUGGAGCAACGUGUGGAACCAACCAGGAAAGCAGCUCAGAUCAUCCAUAAGAAGCUGGUCGGUUGUUUGCAGAGUCAGCAGGGGCUGGACUCAGAGAAACGAAUGAAAAAACUCCCCCUCAUGUUACUCUCUGUCAGUAUGGCUGAGAGUUUUAAAGAUUUUGAUGGAGAAUCCUCUAUUAGGAGAGUUCUAGAAAUGUGCUGCUUUAUACAAAACAUUCUGGCACAAACAUUAGCAGACUUUGAAGUGAAGCUGGAAAAAGAUGUUCUGGAGCCUCUAAAUAAACUUAGUGAGGAAGACCUUCCAGAGAUUUUGAAGAACAAAAAGAUGUUUGCGAAACUGACAACAGAUUGGCACAAUGCUCGAACCAGAGCUCAAGGGAGUACAGCUCCCCAGGCUAAGCAGGAUGGAUUGAGGGAGGAAGUGGAGGAAGCCUGGAGGAAACUGGAGUCAAUCAAGGAUCAGUAUUCAGCUGAUCUUUACCACUUCUCCAGGAAAGAAGAUGAAUAUGCCAAUUAUUUUAUGCGUCUCUUAGAGCUACAAGCUGAAUACCACAAAUUCUCCUAUGAAUCCUUGAACAAAAAUAUCAGUGAACUCAAGGAAAACCAAAACCAAACAGAACCCCAGGUGGGUGUCUCAGUAAGAAAAAUGUAUGGUGAGCCUCUGCUCUCCCACCUUGAGAGCUGUGGCCAAGAGAUUGCUGAACCCAUUCAGGUGUGUGUUAACAUGCUGCUGAAGACAGCACUCAGAGAAGAGGGCUUGUUUAGGCUGGCAGCUGCUGCUUCUGUGGUAAAGAGGCUGAAAAGCAGUCUUGAAGCAGGGACGGUUGAUCAGGCUGAGUUUAAUGACCCUCAUGCUGUUGCAGGUGCACUGAAAUCUUACUUGAGAGAGCUGCCAGAACCUCUCAUGACAUUUGAACUGUAUAAUGAAUGGUUUGCAGCAGCAGGUGAAAAAGAAAUGGAUGACAAAUUGGAGCGGUUUCGAUCUGUAUUAAAAAAACUCCCAUCAGAAAACUACAGUAAUCUUCGAUACCUUAUCCAGUUUCUAGCAUGUUUGUCAGAACACCAGGCAGUUAACAGGAUGACUCCUAGUAACAUUGCCAUUGUGCUUGGACCUAACCUACUGUGGCCUCGUAUUGAAGGAGAGACGUCUCUGCUAGACAUGGCUUCUGCCUCUUCAGUCCAGGUUGUGACAGUGAUAGAACCCCUCAUACAAUACUCCAAGAGCCUAUUCCCUGAAGAUGUUGAUUUUGAAAUUCCAGAAUUCCCAGCACUGUCUCCUUCUUUACCUCAGAAGUCCCCAUUAGACACUGUCCACCCCCCCUCUCCAACUGCGUCUGUCUCAAAAACUGACAGUGUAUCUCAAUUUGAAAACUAUGGUGCAGAUUUAAAUAUAAAAUCUGCUCCAAUGAAUCGUGGUGCAACAAUUUGUGAAAAUAGCAGUCCUGCCCCAGCUAGUCCACCAUCUGCUCAGGCUUCUAGUUCAAAUGUAGCUCCUGGUGAAAAUCAGCCCAAGUCUUUUCCUCAACCACAGCCUCGAUCUCAGCUUCAAGCAAAGUCUCAAUCUCAGACACAGAAUCCAAUUCAGUUGAAGGCAAACAACUCUUCAGAGGAUGGCUCAGAGCAGCUUCUUCAUUCUUUUGAGGCCACACUGAAGAUCACCACUCCUUUCAAACCAAGAAGGUCGUUCGUUCAGCACAGGCCAAUUAAUAAAGAUUCUGUUGUAAGCUACAGCAAACCCAAAACCCCAGUUCCUCCCAUGAACGAGGCCGGAGGUCUGCCAAGAAAUUUUCCACUGGCCAUGCCCACAAUCUCUGAGGCACAGAUGCAGCCUUCAGCCAAACCCCAAGCUCCUCCUGUUUCUUCAGUCCCUCCUGGUCUUUCAGCUUCUGUUCCUUUAGCUCCUCCUGUUCCUUCAGCUCCUCCACCUGAUAUAGGUCCUCAGAGAAAGGGUGUAAGCAAGAGACCCAAAGUGCCUCCUCCACUUCCACCUCCAUCCCUGCCCAAGCAGAUCUCAUCACCAGCCCAGUGAGCCCAGUGCAGUGAGCCUGCAUUUGCCUUUAUACUGAUUAACUAUAAUCUAUGUUUUGAAAAAUUAAUUUGAUAAUUUGGUGUACAUCAUGCUUUAAGUCUUUUAGUUGGCUCCUCUUAUUAUUUGCACUGUCACAUUCUCUGUAGCUUUGUGAAACCUUAAUCUACAGAUUGGCAUUCCCCAAUAGGUUCCUGUAGGUGCAAAUAUAACACAAAGAGAAAUCUCACUUCCUUUGGUUUCAUCUUUGUGUGCUAACAGCAGUGACGUAUGCACUUACAAUGUCCUCAGCAAGCUGGGGGUUUUUUCUCUGUAGUACAGCAGCAAGAAAUAUAUAAGGACACAUGUAAAUAGUAUUGUAAUGUUUGUUUUAUGUCCUUUUUUUAUUAGAUAUUAUUUGUAUUGUUUAUAAGGUACAUUAGUAAUGCGCAGACUUCCUGUGCUAAGGAACACAUUUACAUAUAUAUAUAUAUAUAUAUAUAUAUAUAUAUAUAUAUAUAUAUAUAUAUAUAUAUAUAUACACAAUAUAGAUCACAUGAUUGAGAAGUCAACUCCUCUGUCACAAUAUAUAUAAAACAAAAUCAUACAAAAUGUCACAUUAGCUGUGAUAAUCUACAGCUUUAAUGUGUCACAAAAUAUCGUAUAAAACCUUUUUCAUCACAAAA